CUUUGGAAUUUUCAUCUUUUUUUUCUUUCCAAUAUGUGGAGGAAACUAAAUCAGCAUCUCAUGAUACCUAUCCAUCGACUGAUACGUAUCACACAAUGUAUCCAACGAUCUAAAAAUCAAAACAUAUAAUCUCAUAAUAUAUAUCCUUAUAACACAAAGAACCUUCACUUUUCUCUUUCAUUCAACUCUUCAUUUCACUACUACUUUCACAUAUCUCUCUCUAUAUAUCACUUUACUUAAACCACCAUUCAACACAAACACACAUAACCAUGGCCUCUUCUUCUUGUUCACAUACCUUCCUCUUGCUUGCAUUGUCUAUGGUUUUAAUUCCUUUCUCUUUAGCUCAAGCUCCCAUGAUGGCUCCUUCUGGCUCAAUGUCCAUGCCGCCUAUGUCUAGCGGCGGCGGUGGAAGCAUGGUCUCUCCUCCGGCGAUGUCUCCGAUGCCAAUGAUGAUGACUCCACCACCUAUGCCUAUGACGCCACCACCCAUGCCUACGAUAACUCCACCACCUAUGCCUAUGACUCCACCACCCAUGCCUAUGAUGACUCCACCACCCAUGCCCAUGGCUCCACCACCUAUGCCUAUGGCUUCACCACCAAUGAUGCCAAUGACUCCAUCUACCAGCCCAAUGGCAGCAAGCCCAAGCCCAGUAACAGUUCCCGGUAUGGCUUCCCCGCCGAUGCCAUCCGGAAUGGAAUCCGCACCUUCUCCGGGACCCACGCCGCCGGCCAUGGCCUCGCCUGAUUCCGGAGCUUUCAAUGUUAGAAACAACGUCGUAACACUUUCGUACGUUGUUGGAGUUGUUGCAGCACACUUUCUCCUCGUUUGAGAUGGUUAUUGAAUUGGUCAGUCUCGUGUCCUUGUAAUUUUCAUUUUUUUCUCACGAAUUAUUAUUAGUGUUGGUCAUUUUAUCAUAUUUGAGUUUGUGUUUGAUAUGUACGAUUCAGACAUUUGUUUGCAUUAUUUGCUUAAUAAGUUUAUCGUCAAUUCUAGUUGAAGAGAGACUUUGUAUGUGAUGUAAAUUCUUAUCUUCUAUCUAUAUUGUCACGGAACGUUAUAUUCGUAA
Molecule: messenger RNA, 1067 nt
Organism: Camelina sativa (false flax)
Lineage: Eukaryota; Viridiplantae; Streptophyta; Magnoliopsida; Brassicales; Brassicaceae
Source: RefSeq, a predicted model, not a curated record